Poecilia reticulata (guppy) is the source of this 1221-nucleotide messenger RNA. The record is from RefSeq and is a predicted model, not a curated record. NCBI's taxonomy places the organism in Eukaryota, Metazoa, Chordata, Actinopteri, Cyprinodontiformes, Poeciliidae.
UCGGUCAUCUUAAACAGUGCGCAAGUAAAGGACCGUCCUUGAGCAUCUUUUCUCUCCAUGAUGAGUCUCACCAUCCUGUUCUUACUGGUAACUUUGAUGCUGCCAACUUUUUCAGCUCAAGGAGGCAUCUCUAAAUGCUGUCUGAAAAACAUCAAAACUAAGGUUCAUCGAACGUUGCUGAGGAGUUACCAUGAGCAAAAUGAUCCAUCAUUAUGUUCUGUACCUUCAGUGGUAUUUACCACUACAAAAGGGAAGAAACUCUGUGCUAACCCCAGCAAUAUAUGGACAAAGACCAGCAUGGCCUAUCUGGAUGGAAAGAACUGGCAGCAAAAACAAACUACUUUAAAAAAGAAGCUGGAAAAUUAAUCAAACUAAUCCCACUAUUGAAACAAUAAUGGUAUCCCAUUUUCUUCCCUGCUGUUUAAGUUUAACUACCCAUCGGCUUUGCAGCGUGCCACAUUUUGGUAAAAUUGUAUCAUCUAUCGCAGCACRUUUGACUUAACAAGUUUUGUUGCCAAUGAAAACCUUGAAAAUUGAUACUUUUAACUGUGAAAUGAUCAUGGAUUCAACCUAAGGACAGUCACAGUGUAAUGGUUGCAGUUCUCUAAUCAUGAGUUUUAUAUCAGGGCAAAUUAUAGAUGCACAAAGCUACAAUUGCUUUUGUGUCACCUAAUGUUGUUUGUUGGUGUUUGAUUUCUGUAAGCUCUCACACUCAUGGGACAUAAGAGCGAGGAAAAACUCAAUUCAUUGAAAACUAAAAAGUGUGCCCUAAUGGGCAAUUUUUUUUACAUAAAAAAAAAAAUAGCACCAAAUUCAUCUCAAAUUUAAAACCCAACUCAUCAGCGGUCUGGCAAUAUGAUGACUUUUUGCCCACAACAAUGACCAUUGCUUUCCACUUCCCCUCACAGGACGGUUUGACACUUUAGACUACUGGCUAACCAGACGGAGGCUUUGCAGUCAGUGUAUUUCCAUUAGUGUUUUAACACUAUGAUGUGUGAAGCUCUAAAAAAAAAAAAAAAGAAAAAAAGUUUGCUCUCAGUAGGCUGGGAGAGAAAGUACAGCUGUGUGUCAGUGUGGUGCAGCUGGGGGAUGUUUGAGGGGCUGAGAAUGGAGAGCGUUUGAGGUUGUUGCAAUGUUUGCUAAAACCAAACUGUAAUGGGUUUUUCCCACCCCCUGUAUAAAUUAUAAGCCCACCCCUAUUAUUAUGUGUGUGAUGGAGAA